ACUAUCAAUAUACAAAUAGAACAAGUGUGCGAGGAUCUGUCAAUGUCUUUUCUGGAUCACGUGACCAUGGCCUCAGUUGGACUGGAUAGAGAUGGAUUUCCACGUCAUCUUACGUCUCAAAAUUUCUGCCUCGCGGAUACCCCUACAACUCCGGUAAGAGGCACGCGCACAUGAGAGCUAUGUCGUGGGCGUUGCGUGUAGGUCUUGCUAGCCCAAACUAGAAACUGCGCGGGUACAAUGAUGGAUUUUGACGAGAGAGUUUCCGUUGGGUCCAACAUGUAUCUGCCCAGCUGCACGUAUUACGUUCCGGGGGCUGAUUUCUCCACGUUGCCCUCGUUCAUAUCCCAAAGUUCGUCUUCUCGUCCCGUCACCUACUCUUACUCCUCUAACCUGCCUCAGGUACAGCAUGUCAGGGAGGUUACAUUUCGGGACUAUGCUAUUGACGCGUCUGGUAAAUGGUCUCACCGGGGUCCGCUGGCUCAGUGUUAUCCGUCGGAGGAGAUAGUACACAGGGAGUGUUUACCAGCGGCAACGACAGUUGGUGAAAUGUUCGCCAAGAAUAAUGCAUCUGCGUAUUAUCACUCAUCGAACUCGACCUCCACUACCAAUUUCUACGGUAGUGUUGGAAGAAACGGGGUGCUUCCUCAAGCAUUUGACCCCUUUUUUGACACCGCCUGCGGGGGCUCGGACAGUGUAGUGAACAGCGACUAUGCAGCGAGGGAUAAAAUGCACUCAAGCAAACAGCCAACACCAGCGCCCGCACUGGAGCAAGAGUCCGAAGGAAAGGAGCGACAGGAGACCAGCAGCCCCGAGUCUUCUUCCGGAAACAACGAGGAAAAGACCAGCGGUGCAAGCGGUGGACCCAGGGUUCGCAAGAAGAGAUGUCCCUAUACAAAAUUUCAAAUCCGGGAGCUCGAGAGGGAAUUUUUCUUCAGCGUGUACAUUAACAAAGAGAAACGAGUUCAGCUCUCAAGGAUGCUUAACCUCACCGAUCGCCAAGUGAAAAUUUGGUUCCAAAACCGGCGGAUGAAGGAAAAGAAACUAAACAGGGACCGAUUACAGUACUACAGUACCAACCCACUACUAUAGGACAAGGAAAUAACAGAUAGAAAUAUACAACAGCUGCAGUAAUAAGAUCACACACGAGACCUUAUACAGACUCUAAGUGGUUAACUUCAAGUUCGAGACAAGAAGGAACCUUUCACUAGAGUAAGCACAUAGAGGACAUUGGAAUUCACAGUUUAAAUACAGGUUGUUUUGUGCUCGUAUAUAGACAAACGUGUACAAUUCUGUGGCGAAAAAAUUAUUUAAUUAAGAGCUUGUGAUAAACACUGAACAUGGACUAGCCCACUCCGCUUGUGAUUUGUGAUGGACUACACGCGGAGAUGGAGUACAACUGGCUGAAAUAUUAGGGUUUAAACAAGGAAAGACUUUUGACAAGCCAUUCGUAUAGUGCGUGUCCAUUUGUGUGGAGAAAUGGAGCAAUAAUACUUUCUUCGUCGUCUCUCGGGAAUGUAAAUGACUCAUUACAAACUGUGUAAUGAUUAUAUUCUGAUCAUCCAAAAUGAAAUGAACAGAAAUGAAACAGACUGUGAGCUGGACUGAGCGGAGAACAUGCAAUCUCGCUGAAUCGCAUCCCCAAUCAUAAACAUUUCCGGACAUUUCCAUUAGGAAUUGGUCAUCUUUAAAAAGUGGACUCUUUCAGGCUUAAGAAAUGUAAUAACGUUUUCACGAUGACCUUAUUUGCUCAUGUUCGAGUUUGCAACGCUAUGAUUGUCCUGGGAUAAAAAUGGUUUGGUUUAUGGUAAUCCAGAAAAUCAUCUUUAUGGCAUAUACGUCCUAAAUUAAAUAAUCAAAGGGUUAUAACAUAUGUUUGUAGAACAUCGUUUUUAUUUCAAAUAUAUUAUGCAUGAGCGUACACAUGCGCAUUAUGUGCAUUUAUGAACAGCAAUGUAUUUUUAUUUUAUUUAUUUUUUUAAGGACUCUCUCGGACCAUGAGCUGAAGCAGUUGUUACCUGACAAUUUUACCGUCACAGUGGUUACAGUAUUUGCAGUUAUUAUCUGAAUGUUUAUGACCUUGAUCGUAGUGUUCAUAUAUGACAGUCUAAGCGCAUAAACAAAGACGGAGGAAGAGUAAGAAGAAGAGAGAGAAAGAAAGUAGAAGAGAAGGGGAGAGAAAGACAGAGCUUUAUGGUUGCUUGCUGUGUUGCGACUUGGCCUGGCUGGUGCAUCCUUUGAGGCGCUGAGGAAUAUCCGCCUCAUUACGGGGACAUCCUCCUUGUUGCUUCAGCAACACGACCAUAAAAGCUGUCUGUGUCUGGAGUUUUUGGGCAAUUGCAGUGUGGUGCCAUAAACCGUCUGAGAACCAAGGUUAUUAGCCACGAUUGCAAGGGGACAGAGGCAAAGAGAUUUUGAGGAGCGACUUUCAGGAGCGUUCUUUUUCUUUCUGACUGUUGUGUUACCUUCACACUAAAAUAU
Carassius auratus (goldfish) is the source of this 2478-nucleotide messenger RNA. Its product is annotated as homeobox protein Hox-A11a-like. The record is from RefSeq and is a predicted model, not a curated record. Bases 238 to 1089 code for a protein of 283 amino acids. Gene Ontology annotation, molecular function: RNA polymerase II cis-regulatory region sequence-specific DNA binding; DNA-binding transcription factor activity, RNA polymerase II-specific. Gene Ontology annotation, biological process: regulation of transcription by RNA polymerase II; anatomical structure development. Gene Ontology annotation, cellular component: nucleus. The transcript is spliced from 2 exons. Lineage: Eukaryota; Metazoa; Chordata; Actinopteri; Cypriniformes; Cyprinidae.